This is a messenger RNA of Soboliphyme baturini, 936 nucleotides long. Lineage: Eukaryota; Metazoa; Nematoda; Enoplea; Dioctophymatida; Soboliphymatidae. The record is from the annotation of a GenBank genome assembly.
AUGAUUCUAAUCGUUCCUUCUAGUCAAACCUUCAAAAAACUGAUGCAACUGAGGAAUAUUCCAGAUGAAGAGGCGUCGAUCGACCGAUCUCCUUCGCCUUCGCCCUUAGAAGGACUAAGCGUUGACGUUGACUUACAUGCAGCUGAGAAACUGUCGAAUGUCGCCAGUGUUGCUGAAACUCUUCUUGAUGUCGUUCCACGUGAUGAGGAGAUGACAGAGCAACCUGCUGUUGCAACUACCUCAAAGCCACUGAAGAAUUACCGGCAUGACGUUCGGAAAGAGUACGCGAAUCAGUUAAUGAAUGGCGAAUGGCUUUUGGAAGUCCCUCAUGAUUUCGCAGACAAUUGGUACAUGGUCCCCUGUCCACGAGGAAAGCGUUGUUUCCUCGCCGCCGAAAAUGGUCAAACCUCUGUAUAUUCGAAAGAAGGCAGACGUCUGUUCUGGUUCACUUCCAAUCUGCCUGGCGGCAACAAGACUUCGCGCAUAGGGCGCACUCAUCUUGACGCCUUUUACCUUUUUGACACAAAAACUUUCUACCUACUGGAUGUUUUGUGCUGGAAUGGCAGUGCCGUGUGUGACAGUGAAACCGAGUUUCGAUUUCAAUGGCUUGACUGGAAAUUGGCUGAAAUCUCAUUGCCGGAGCAUAGCCAGUAUCACUUCGUUCGACUGCCAGUUUUCUGCUGUACUCACGAGGCGAUAGAAACUGCACUGUGCUCAAAGUCAUGGCCUUUUCCUGCCGACAAGCUGAGCGGCCUGUUGUUUUACCAUAAACAAACUCACUACUAUCCUGGAACAACACCUCUCGUUGGCUGGCUGCUGCCAUUCAUGUGUCAGGAGUUGCUGAACGUCACCGUACUUCAAGAGUACAUGACUGGCUUCGAAGAUUGUUCUGUGGCUCAGUACAUCGAAAAGUGGAAGGAAAUGUUGCACAAAUGA